AGCUCGCAUACCGACCGCUCCUUUCGUUUUCCUUUACUUCCUCCUCCAUACCAAAACACAACUUCUCACCCAAAGAUGGCUCACUCGCUCCAAACCCCUUCGCUCGCCCAGUUCAAGCUUCCCGCCAUCGACAACGAGCCUAUGCUCUCGUAUGCCCCUGGCUCUGUUGAGCGUCAAAAGCUCCAGGCUGCCAUCGAGGAGAUGCGUGCACAGGUUCCUUUCGAGGUUCCCGUCGUCAUCAACGGUGAAAAGAUCUACACUGGCAAGACCUCGCAGCAGUUGAACCCCUCCGAGCACAAGAGCGUUCUCUGCACCUACCACGAGGGUGAUGCUGCCUUGACCCAGAAGGCUAUUGAUGGUGCCUUGGCUGCCCGUGCCCGCUGGGAGGCUCUUCCCUUCAACGAGCGUGCUGCCGUCUUCAUGAAGGCCGCUGACUUGUUGUCCUCCAAGUACCGCUACCAGAUGAUGGCUGCUACCAUGUUGGGUCAGGGUAAGAACAUCUGGCAAGCCGAGAUCGACUCUGCUGCUGAGUUGGCCGACUUCUUGCGCUUCAACUGCAAGUACGCCGAAGAGUUGUACACCCAGCAGCCCCCCAAGAACUCUGCUGGUGUUUGGAACCGUGUCGAAUUCCGCGCCUUGGAAGGUUUCGUUUUCGCCGUGACCCCCUUCAACUUCACCGCUAUUGCCGGCAACUUGCCCGGUGCCCCCGCCUUGAUGGGCAACGUUGUGCUCUGGAAGCCCUCGCCCUCGGCCGUCUACUCCAACUACUUGGUCUACCAGUUGUUCGAGGAAGCCGGUUUGCCCGCUGGUGUCAUCCAGUUUGUCCCCGGUCCCGCUGAGGAAAUCUGCGCCGCCGCUUUGAGCAGCCCCGACUUUGCCUCGCUCCACUUCACUGGCUCGACCCACGUGUUCCGCAAGCUGUGGAAGGACAUUGGCAACAACAUUGACUUGUACAAGAGCUACCCCCGUAUUGUUGGCGAGACCGGUGGCAAGAACUUCCACAUCUUGCACCCCGACUUGGCUUCGGCCGAUUUGAAGCACGCUGCUCUGCAGACCAUCCGUGGUGCCUUUGAGUUCCAGGGUCAAAAGUGCUCUGCCACUUCGCGUGUCUACGUCCCCAAGGCUUUGGCCCAGGAGUUCAAGUCGUACUUGGUCGCCGAACACGCCAAGAUCACCCAGGGUCCCGUCCACGAAUUCCAGCACUUCACCGGCCCUGUCAUCAACAAGUUUGCCUUUGACAAGAUCAAGUCGUUCGUUGACUACGCUGCUUCCAGCUCCGAGUGCGAGAUCUUGGCCGGUGGCAAGACUGACGACUCUGUUGGUUACUACAUCCAGCCCACCGUCAUUGCUACCAGCAACCCCAAGACCAAGACCAUGGUUGACGAAAUCUUCGGCCCUGUUGUCACCGUCUACGAAUACGAAGAAAGCUUUGAAGAGACCUGCAAGCUGAUCGGUGAAACCACUCAGUACGCCUUGACCGGUGCCUUGUUUGCCCGCAGCCGUGAAAACAUCACCAUCGGUACCAAUUUGUUGCGUCACUUGGCUGGUAACUUCUAUGUCAACGACAAGAGCACUGGUGCUGUUGUUGGCCAGCAGCCCUUCGGUGGUGGUCGUGCCUCUGGUACCAACGACAAGGCUGGUAGUUUGACCUUGUUGACCCGCUUCGUCUCCACGCGUGCCAUCAAGGAGAACUUUGUUCCCAUCGAAGGCUUCGCUUACCCCUCCAACCUUCAGUAAAUUUCUGUAUACAUCCCUCUUUCAUCCGCCAUAUCUCUCUUUUUCUUUUGAAAACCUAUCUCAUGCAUUGUAAUAUCUCGUGAUUCCACCCAUCCAUCCUCCAAAAUCUUUAUUCGCAUUCUGUAUAACCAUACUUACACGCACUCAAGACACACACACUUAAAAAACAGCCCGUUUUUUGUUCUCUACCUCGGUAGUAUAAAUGUAUCAUAAAAAACCAACUUUUUCUUCCUUUAUUAUCAUUCUACUAUAAAGCACGAACAACAGAAGAUCAUAUAAAAAGAAAAAACGGCUUUUUCU
Molecule: messenger RNA, 2037 nt
Organism: Zychaea mexicana
Lineage: Eukaryota; Fungi; Mucoromycota; Mucoromycetes; Mucorales; Lichtheimiaceae
Product: 1-pyrroline-5-carboxylate dehydrogenase
Exons: 4
Coding region: 76-1737 (553 amino acids)
Cellular component (GO): mitochondrial matrix
Molecular function (GO): L-glutamate gamma-semialdehyde dehydrogenase (NAD+) activity
Source: RefSeq, a predicted model, not a curated record